Penicillium subrubescens is the source of this 1620-nucleotide messenger RNA. RefSeq lists its product as uncharacterized. The record is from RefSeq and is a predicted model, not a curated record. Gene Ontology annotation, molecular function: dipeptidase activity. The coding region runs from base 1 to 1620 and encodes 539 amino acids. Lineage: Eukaryota; Fungi; Ascomycota; Eurotiomycetes; Eurotiales; Aspergillaceae. The transcript has a single exon.
AUGGUGUUCAGAUCCAUCGCAAACGGGCAUUUCUUGUCCCUUCUGGCUUCUGCCAACAUAAUUAAUCCCUGUUUGGCCAAGGCCAUCGCCAACAUCUCGGAUAUCGAUGCCCAUCUCUUGAGCUUGAAGCCCUCGUUCUUCCCCGACCUGGAGACCAUCUCCCGCGACAUUUACAACAAUCCCGAGCUUGGAGGCAGUGAAUUUUUCGCCCACAGCUCGACCGUCAACUAUUUCCAAAAUAAUCGAUCAGGGGAGUGGACGGUGUUCCCCAAUCUCAUUCCUAGUCUCCCGACGGCAUGGAAGAUCGAGUUCUCUCACGUCCCAGCAAAGUGGGCUAGAGAUCAACCGAUCCCAACUGUCGGCUUCAUGUCCGAAUUCGAUGCUCUGCCAAUCGAAGCGGGAACCCAAUUGGGGCAUAGCUGCGGCCACCACCUCAUCUGGCUCCAGGGUGUCUAUGCCGCGAGUUUGGCUCGCCAGGCGUUGAUUGACUAUGACAUUCCCGGCCGCAUUGUGGUUGUUGGAUCUCCGGACGAGGAGCAAUCCGCAGGCAAGUUCGCCCUCGAGCAAGCAGGCAUCUUCGACAUCAGUCAGGUCUGGCUUAUGUCUCACCCAACCAUUGCAAAUGCUAUUCAGCCCAUGUCAGCCCGCCAGAAUAUCAUUGUUAAGGUCAUUAAGGACACCCACUUUGACGCAGUGAAAACCGCCUACAACAUGCUCGUCCCGCUGGCGAACAUCACCACUCUCCCUGGCGAGUUCUCCACCGCCGCACUAAUCGAAGAUACGGGCUUUUUUGUCUGCAAUGUCGUCCAGGCUGACAUUGCUCUCGGAGUCGUUGGACGAGGUGCCACGAUCGCAAGUGUGACCGACACUAUCAACACUAUCAAGACAGCACACCCCGGUUUCGCAAGCACCAAUUUUACCCUGGUCGAGGAUCUCAAUAUCGCCGGUGGUGUCCAGAUUCUGUUUACAGGAAACGCUGGUCACGCCUCGCAGGCCAACCUGGGAGCCAUGACAUUGUCCAUCGCUACUUUCCAGGCACUGAACGCCACCAAUGGAGACUUCCAGUUCUACCUUCCGGACAACACGACCAUCGCCGAAUUGGACUUCACAGUUGAUGCACGCACUCGUUGGACCUCCGACAUGGAAACCGUCAUCGAUUUCGUGCUGGACUUGCUCCCAACCAAGAACUUCUCCUUGGACAUCAUGUACCCGGCAUACGAGCCCGACCCUAAGCUUGGCCCACUCUUCAUCGACACCAUUGGACUCCCUGAAUACGGUGCCCAGAACUGGUCCAUCUCUAAGACCCCGCCCGCCGCCACGGAUGCAUCCUGGGUCCAGCAGGCCCAGGUGCUUGCCAAGAACGGAAACCACACCCUGCAAAGCGUCGAAAAGGCCGUUCUGCACGCUAACUUCAAUGUCUGUGAACAACCCGUCGCCCAAUGCCCGUUUAACCACGAUCCUCCAUUCGCUCUCAUCGCUGGCACGGAUCACGCAUACGACCAGACCGAGAAGACUUCUCGUGCCAUUGCCCGCAUUGCUGUGCAAUUGCUGAAUGACCCCACUAUGAUGAGUGAUGUAACCAGUAAUAUUCGUACCGGACCGGCACCUGUCCGGAGGUAA